AGGAGCCUCGCGGAGGAAAUUGCUGCCGUUUUAAAUCGCUAAAGGAAUUAUAUCUCCGGCUGGGAGUUUUGUGACGAGAUCAUCAAACGUGGCUGAGUGUAGUAUGAAGGGGCUGGUCACCAAGAACAAGGUCUUCCCCUAUGAGGAGGUGGAUAAGGGCCAGCCAUGCCUGAGCUGCGGCGAUCGGUGCCUAGGCUUCACGCCACACAAGUGGAGGAGUACAUGUACGACGUGCGGAUGUCAGCGGGAUGACCAUGACAUCAUCCAUGACAACCUAGUGACAGUCCACGAGCGCCUGGGCAUCGAUACCAAAGACCACAAUGAGCUGGUCCGCAGCAAAGAGCGGGCGCUGAGUCUCGGCUACUCGUGGGUACCCCAAGGGCUUUCUCCAGCAAAGGUAGAAGACUUCAUGAAUUCCCUGCCCAACAACCAGAUCCCGCGGCUUCACACGGCAGGCCAGAAGUACCGGGACCGGCAGCUGAUCCUGCAGAUGCCUCGCCAGGACCUUGCCGAGGAGUUCUGCAAGCACAUCCUGGACGCUGCGUCAACUGAGUGCUUCUACCAGUUUAUGGAGCUAAGGGACGAGGUGGCCUUUGCAACGGGACGGGUUAAGGAUUACCUCAAACAAGAUCAGGAGUGCUUUAAAUGCGGAGGGGAGAUUGAGUCCGGGGACAUGGGCAUCUAUGCAGACCUACUAGAGGACGAGUCGUUAUGCUGGCACCCGUUCUGUUUCACCUGUUUCACCUGUGAUGAGCUACUAGUCGACUUAGCCUACUUCAAUAAAGACGGCCACAUCUUCUGCGAACGGCACUAUGCGGAACUCGUGUUGCCUCGGUGCAUUGCCUGUGAUGAGUUGAUCUUCUCCCAAGAGUACGUGCGCGCCAUGGACGGUUCCUUCCACCCCGGCCAUUUCUGCUGCAACCACUGCGACAAGUCGCUGAGUGGGAUGAGCUACAUCCUGCGGGAGAACAACCCCCACUGCAUCCCCUGCUACAACGACCUGUUUGCCAACACCUGCGCCGAGUGCCAGCAGAAGAUUGGACACGAUGCUAAGGACCUGUCGUUCAAGAAUCAGCACUACCACGAGACCUGCUUUGAGGCCCGCUACACCUGCCACUUCUGCAAGGAGUCCCUGGCUGACAAGGCCUUCGGCAACUGGGACAGCAAGAUGUGCUGCUCCACCUGCUACGAGAAACACCUGGCCAACAAGUGCCAGGCUUGCGGCGAGAUCCUGAAACCUGGCGUAACAAGACUUGGCUUCCAAGGCAAAGAAUGGCAUGACAAGUGCUUCCGCUGUAAAGUCUGCGACAAGCAGAUUGGCACCGGCAGCUUCGUACCCAAGGAGUCCUCCGUCUACUGCACUAAAUGCUACGAAGACACCUUCGGUAUCAAGUGCACCGGCUGCGGAGAGAUCAUCUCCAGCGGCGGUCUGUCCUACCAGAAGAAGCCCUGGCACAGAGACUGCUUCUGCUGCUCAGGCUGCUCCAAGUCUCUCUGGAACCAGCGCUUUACGUUGCGGGACGAGAAGCGCUACUGCGCCGACUGCUACGGGGAGAAGUUUGCCCGCCGGUGCUCUGCGUGCCAGAAACCGAUUGUCGUUGGCGGGCCGGCACCAGGCGAUGCCUCUUCUGGCCAGGGAAGCACGACGUACGUCUGCUUCGAGGAUCGCAACUGGCACAACAGUUGCUUCCAAUGCCAGAAGUGCCAGGUGUCGCUGGUCAAUGAGUGUUUCGUCAUGGACGGCCAGGACAUCGUAUGCCCCAACUGUGCCCAGGGCUGAUGGGAAACGACCGAUAACAGAACAAAACAAAAACCUGAGGUUUUACGUUUUUUGGCUGCAAUUUCUGUUUUUCCUUCAAGUAUGGGAUUUUCAAACCCUUCCCUGAAUUAAAAAAAAAUUUGUCUCACCGGCUUUAAAAUCGUAAAAUCAGUGUGGUUUUUUGAGAUGGAGAAUAAUAGUUUGAAAAAGAUUGACCGACUAAACUUAUAAAUAAUAAGAAAAAAAUAACAGUAAUUGUAAUUGAACAGCUGUGAAAGUUGGCAAAUUUUACUGGCACGUUCCCCAGAGUUUGCUAAAAGAUAAGUUAAUUUAUACCUCUUGUCAUAAUUUUAAUGGUUGUCUGAUGUAGCUUUCACAAGCUAGUGUAUUUUUUUCCUACAAUACGUUCAUUAGAUUUGCUGAGUUUAAGAAAUUAGCCCAAGAAUUUGUUACGUGGUGUGGUUUUCUUUCCCAAAUGAAAAGAAUAUGCAAGGGAAUGAGAAUGCUGCUACAGCAAAAUAAU
Messenger RNA from Patiria miniata (bat star), 2282 nucleotides. Its product is annotated as four and a half LIM domains protein 3-like. Bases 104 to 1780 code for a protein of 558 amino acids. The record is from RefSeq and is a predicted model, not a curated record. The transcript is spliced from 11 exons. Gene Ontology annotation, molecular function: zinc ion binding. NCBI's taxonomy places the organism in Eukaryota, Metazoa, Echinodermata, Asteroidea, Valvatida, Asterinidae.